Penicillium angulare is the source of this 1251-nucleotide messenger RNA. Its product is annotated as mitochondrial 54S ribosomal protein mL38. Bases 1 to 1251 code for a protein of 416 amino acids. Lineage: Eukaryota; Fungi; Ascomycota; Eurotiomycetes; Eurotiales; Aspergillaceae. The transcript is spliced from 2 exons. The record is from RefSeq and is a predicted model, not a curated record.
AUGGCCCAUUGCGAGCGGGCAUCGAAGCCUUUGCUUCAAUGUCUUCGCAAUUCCUACACCAGAGGCCUUCCGGGCAUGCAACUGCAGGUCCGCGGCUUCCAGUCGACCGCGAGUGUUCCAGACGCCCAGUCUGAACCUAGUCAACCAUUCCACAAAUCUCCCGAUCCAUCCCUUGUCACAAGUCCUCGAUUGGAACGCCGAUUGAUGCGACAGGGUACGACACCAAUUGGAUCCCGCCGUCGUCGUGCUGCCCUGCAGAGCCCCGGUAGCCUCCCUUUCGAGCAACUACCAUAUCAAUGUUUCCAAGAAGCGCGAAAGGUCCUUCUUGGAGACCGAUCUCAGAAGUUGGAGGAGAUUGAGUCCAUGCGCCAGAAGAUUUCACGGUUAGAGGCACAGCCCAUCGAGGCAGGUGGAGAAAACUCACGAAAGUCUCGCCUGACUGCUAUGCAGUUGCAUCUUGAGGAGCUGAAGGUUUUGGCCGACAUUAAUGAUCCUCUGGUGAAACGAAAGUUCGAGGAUGGCCUAGGCGAUAUGAGCAAACCUAUCUACCGCUUCUUGGCUGACCGCAAAUGGCGCGAGUAUCGCCGAAAGAUCCUGGUGCAGCGCAUUACACAGAUGAAGGUUAUUCCCGACGUCCUGGCCCACUGUGAGCCCAUUCUUGACACAAAGCUUUACUUCGGAAAGCGACAAGUUGCGCCCGGUGACUAUGUCCUGGCAAAGGACAGCACAACCGCACCUAAACUAGACAUUCAAAUGUUUGACCGCGGCGAGAAGCUUGUUACAAUUGCCGUCAUCGAUCCCGAUGUCCCCAAUGUGGAGAGAGACGGCUUCGAUUUCAAGAUGCACUACUUCGCUGUCAAUGUUCCCAUCUCCGCCGUCGCCACGAAGGUCGACCUCUCCCAACUUUCCACAGACUCUCAAGUUGUUCUUCCUUGGGCCGCACCUGUAGCUCAGAAGGGUAGCCCUUACCAUCGACUUUCUCUCUUCAUUAUGGAGCAGAAGGACAACCAGCCCUUAGACUUUGCCGCGGUCAAGGCUAAGGAAACCGAGCGCGAGAACGUGCUCCUGCGCACUCUCCAGGCCCGAUACCACCUCAAGGCCAUUGGCGCUCACCUCUUCCGUAGCCAAUGGGAUGAAACCACCCAGGAGGUGAUGAAGGAAAUUGGCUUCAAGGAUGCAGAAUUCGAGCUGCGCCGGAAGAAGGUCGAGCCUCUUCCUUACAAGCGGAGAAAUCCCUCUUCCUUCCGGUAG